Messenger RNA from Gekko japonicus, 1622 nucleotides. Its product is annotated as gap junction alpha-3 protein-like. The transcript has a single exon. Lineage: Eukaryota; Metazoa; Chordata; Lepidosauria; Squamata; Gekkonidae. Gene Ontology annotation, cellular component: connexin complex. Gene Ontology annotation, biological process: cell communication. The record is from RefSeq and is a predicted model, not a curated record. Bases 1 to 936 code for a protein of 311 amino acids.
AUGGGGGACUGGCACCUGCUUGGAAGGCUGCUGGAGAGUGUGCAGGAGCACUCCACAGUCGUGGGCAAAGUCUGGCUGACGGUGCUCUUCAUCUUCCGCAUUCUGGUCCUGGGUGCUGCUGCAGAGAAAGUGUGGGGGGACGAGCAGUCCAACUUCUCCUGCGACACCAAGCAGCCCGGCUGCCAGAGCGUCUGCUACGACCAGACCUUCCCCAUCUCCCACAUCCGGUUCUGGGUGCUGCAGAUCAUCUUUGUCUCCACACCCAGCCUCAUCUACCUGGGCCACAUCCUGCACCUGGUGCGCAUGGAACAGAAGGAACAAGAAAGCCUGGAAGCUCAGGGUAGCAGCUCCCUUACGGGACACCCUAACCCUAACCCCACCAAGGUCUCCAUUCGGGAUACUCAAGGUAGGAUCCGCCUCCAGGGGGCCAUUCUGAGGACUUACAUUUGCAACAUCAUCUUCAAGACCCUCUUUGAGGUGGGCUUCAUCUUGGGGCAGUAUGUCCUGUAUGGUUUUGAGCUGAAGCCUCUCUACACCUGCAGCCGCUGGCCCUGCCCCAACACAGUCAAUUGCUACAUCUCCCGCCCCACUGAGAAAACGAUCUUCAUCCUCUUCAUGCUAGCCGUGGCCUGCCUCUCCCUCCUGCUCAACAUAGUAGAGGUGUACCACGUGGCCUUCACCAAAUGCAGGGUGAGACAGUCAGCCAGACACAAUCCAGGUGCUGAGGAGGAGGCUAGGAGUCCCGAUCCCCAAGGACAUGGGAGCACUACUCCACCCCGUAGUAUCACUUUGCAGUCUAGGGACAAGGUCUCUAAGGGGGAGAGCCCUGGAGCAGGGAUGGUGAAUGACAGCCCCGCUUGGGUUGCGAGCCAGAAGCGAGACAGCAAGUGCAGCAAGACUGGCAGCAAAUGGAAGCCUGGCGACCUAGCUGUUUAGCCCAGUGGAUGCUGUGCUCGGAGACAGCGAGACUGUGGAGCUGAUGUGGUCAGCCUAGAACCCAAACCCCCAAGCGUCUCCCCAUUGCCUGACUAGAAAAGAAGAGAUGCAGAAGCCAGGACCCUUGAAGGAGUGAAGCGGUGGUGGGGAGAACAACCCUCUCACUGCCUGGGCCUGUCCACACCCCUUUCAAGUUAGGAAGCAGUAGCUGAGCAGAAGGACAGGAGCAGAGACUGCGGCGGAGGUCUUCCCAGCUCAGCAGGAUAUUCUGGGGCUGGUCUCAUAGCUAAACAGAGCAUCUAAGAACUAACGGUCUGCCUGGUACACUCCAUAUCCCCCCCCCCUUUAAAGUAUAUGGUAAGACCCAUCCCUUCUGACCCUUGGUAGGAACAGCAGGAAAGCCAGCAGGAGAGUGUGCUGGCCGUGUGGCUCAUGCUUGGGUCUAGGAUGAGGUCUGCAGAGCCUCUUGCCACCUAGUGGUCGGAACAGACAAGGGCACCCAAGCGGCAGGAAGAAGCUCCUCCAUGGGUUCCAAAUGCAAAUAGGGAAGCAAAGGAAGGGGAGCUUGCCUCUCACCUGCAUGAGCCUGUCAGAUCACUGUCUAUCAAGUGAAACUAUCCUGACAACCGGGGCUCUCAGGUUCACAUCUUUCACAUUACUGAAUCAUUUCUCUAACUGGAGGUGCC